Rodentolepis nana is the source of this 2043-nucleotide messenger RNA. Lineage: Eukaryota; Metazoa; Platyhelminthes; Cestoda; Cyclophyllidea; Hymenolepididae. The record is from the annotation of a GenBank genome assembly.
AUGUCUGGAGUCAUGCCUUUGAGCCUAGUAAACGGGAAGCCGACUGCUUGUUUUCCCGAUGAAAAUAAAUAUAAAUUAGCCGAACUUUUGGGCUCUGGUGCUUAUGGUCGUGUAUAUAAGGGGAAAGAUCCUGAUAACAAGACUGUUGCAAUUAAAGAAAUAAAAAUACCCUUAAACGACCAAGGAAUUCCAUUAAGUACGCUACGGGAACUAAGCGUACUGAAGAAAAUGCAAGCUGUAAACAGUCCCUUUUUAGUCACAAUGCUCGAUGUUACUUUGAACCGAAAAUGUGAGGAAACUGUCUUUUACAUCGUGUUUGAGUAUAUACACUGGGAUUUGGCUCAUUUUCUGGAAUCUGUUCCUAAAGCUCAAGGUCUUACGUUGAACAACAUCAGGGAACUCUCCGCUCAAUUACUCAAAGGAAUAGAUUGUCUGCACUCACAUCGAAUAAUUCAUCGUGAUCUAAAACCAGCCAAUAUUCUGAUCGACCAAGCGGGUAGGAACUUAAAGAUCACUGAUUUCGGUCUCUCACGAGUUCUUGGUUGGGACACUCCCCUAACUCCUGUUGUUGUAACUCUCUGGUAUCGAUCCCCAGAACUUCUUAUUCUCUCCGAGUAUUUAACUGCUUGCGAUAUUUGGGCUGCUGGAUGUAUAAUUGCUGAGCUCUUUAAUUUAGCUCCUCUCUUUAAUGCUAAAACUGAAAUGCUUGUUCUUCAGAAGAUCUUCAAUACCUUAGGUUUUCCUGAUGACUGCGAAUGGCCAGCUUUAUCGUACAUCAAAAGGGAGAGUUUUACUCGACUUGGUCGACACAACAUUUUACGCUCAAAGGUGAAAACUAACGACCAAGACGCUCUCGAUCUUAUUGAUAAAAUGCUCUCCUUCAACCCCAAGAAGAGAAUAUUGGCACGUGAUGCUCUCAAUUUGCCCUUCUUCAAAGUUACUCCUACUGCGGCAUGUCCUGAUUUCCGAAAAUUGGAUUCUUUAUUCUCACAACCAUCUUCAUCUCUGUCUAUUCCUGCAAAUUCCAGCCAACGCCAUAUGAGGAAUAGUCUAUUCGAACCUAGUAGGAAUUGCUCAGCUCGUCCAUACAUUAAUGCUCGACAUUCCCUGAGACCUGUGGUGCAACAUAGCGUCUCAACUCACGCUUCGAUCCCACCCUCUCGUGAAUUUCCAGAAAAUAUAGGUAUUAACUCAUGUGAUCCACCCAAAUCUUCCACGAGUGCCUUAUCUGUGGACGUUGAUUUCAAUCCCCCAUCGCAUCAUGUAAAUCGUAUCGUAGGUCGACGGUACACUCAACCUGUUAGGUCGAGGAUAUCUCAAUUACCUAAUCGUAAUAAACCAAUUAUUGAGGUUCCGAGCAAUGAGUCCUCUCCUGUGAAACCUGAAACUGAAAUAGCUCCCAUUCCUCCUCGACAGCCAUCCGUGGCAGCUGAGGACCUUUCAACGAGUGACGCUAUUCGUGCAAGACCCAAGAGAACAGCUCGACGUCGAACUGUGUUGGGUAUAGAACAGCCACAAACGAAGCUGCCUGUGAAUUUUCGUUCGAGAAGAACGAUGCUUCCGAUUCGUGGAGAGGAAUUUGUGAACAUUCCGCAAUGUUCAUCUCCUAGACGUAGCUCAUUGGUGUUAGCGGAUAAAUGCCCCUCUCCAAUUCCCCCAAAAACUACUAAAACUAUUGAAUAUGUUUGUUCCCCGGCGAAAAUGGUCAAAUUAUCUUCGGAAACAAAGGCCAGUUCCCCUGCUUGUUGGUCAAAAUGGAGGAGUCCAAUGGGCAUUAACACAUCUGAUUCUGCGGAGCAUCACGAGGAGGAAUCAUAUCUCGACGAGGAAUAUGCGGGUGAGGAAGAGACGACGGAGACUAGUCAUGAUACGAAAACUCCUGGUGAGGAGGAACAUGACGACCAGGAAGAUACGGAGAAUGCGAAUAUCUCCCAGGGGUUUUUGAGCAGUAUAAACUCUCUUUCUUCAUUGAGCGAGUCCCCGCACCCCUCUGAAAUGCUUAACUAUUUAAACAGACAUGAUAGUGAAGAUGGUGAAUAUUGA